Olea europaea var. sylvestris is the source of this 1535-nucleotide messenger RNA. RefSeq names its product probable protein phosphatase 2C 63. Gene Ontology annotation, molecular function: protein serine/threonine phosphatase activity; cation binding. The coding region runs from base 208 to 1386 and encodes 392 amino acids. Gene Ontology annotation, biological process: protein dephosphorylation. The record is from RefSeq and is a predicted model, not a curated record. Lineage: Eukaryota; Viridiplantae; Streptophyta; Magnoliopsida; Lamiales; Oleaceae. The transcript is spliced from 4 exons.
UGUUCCACUUCUUUCUCACGCGGUAUUUCAACUUCUCUCCCCCAGUUUCUUCCCAUAAACCCCCUCAGAAUUCACCUCCACCCGUUGAUUCUUAAUUUCUUACAGAACUGUAUAAUCAUAGUAUACCCACAAACAAAAUUUCAUAAAAAUACUUUAAAAUUGGGUAUUUUGAAAAAAAAAAUAAGGAGAAGAAUCUCGAUAUAGAAGAUGCUGCGAUCUUACUGUUUUAGACCAUUGGAGAGAUGUUGUGGUGUUCGGAAUGAUGGGUUGUUAUGGCACAUGGAUUUGAAGCCACACGCAACUGGAGACUUUUCUAUAGCUGUUGUGCAGGCUAAUUCACGCCUCGAAGACCAGAGCCAAGUCUACACUUCGCCAUCGGCAACUUACAUCGGCGUUUAUGAUGGACACGGAGGCCCUGAAGCCUCCCUUUUUGUUAACCGCCACCUUUUCCCUUAUUUACGAAAAUUUACCAAAGAACAUGGAGGGUUAUCUGUGGAUGUAAUAAAGAAGGCAUUUAAUGCUACAGAAGAGGAUUUUACUCGUUUGGUGAAGCAAUCAUUGCCUUUCAGACCGCAGAUUGUUUCAGUUGGAUCAUGUUGUCUUGUCGGUGCAAUUUCUGAUGGUCAACUGUAUGUCGCGAAUUUAGGAGACUCAAGAGCAGUGCUUGGUAGCCGAGGUUCUGAUAGGAAGAGGAAUUCGGUGGUGGCAGAACGUUUGUCAACGGAUCAUAACGUGUCGUGUGAAAGUGUAAGGAUGGAGGUUGAAGCUCAACAUCCUGAUGAUUCGCCUAUAGUUGUCAAUUGUCAUGGUGUUUGGAGAAUCAAGGGCAUAAUCCAGGUGUCAAGAUCUAUUGGCGAUGUCUAUCUGAAAAAGCCUGAUUUUAACAGAGACCCACUUUUCUUACAAUUUGGAAACCCUGUUCCUCUGAAGAGACCACUAUUAACAGCUGAACCGUCAAUUGUAACUCGGAAGCUCAGGCCACAAGAUUUGUUCAUAAUCUUUGCCUCAGAUGGCCUCUGGGAGCAUCUCAGUGAUGAAGAAGCAGUGGAUAUCGUAUUUAAAUACCCUAGAGCUGGUAUAGCCAAACGAUUAGUCGAAGCUGCCAUUCACAAGGCGGCAAAGAAGAGGGAGGUGAGAUACAAGGACAUUAGAAAGAUCGAAAAGGGAGUUAGGCGUCAUUUCCAUGAUGAUAUUACUGUGAUUGUGAUCUAUCUGGAUCACGAUCAUCAUAAAAGGCCUAAACACAAGCAAGGGUCUAUUGGGUCUAUUGGGAGCACAAGUGCCCCUGUUGACAUCUUCUCCUAUAAUUCAGAUGAAGUGGAGGAAAAUCCAGUUGACAAGAUUUUCGCCAACGAGGAGUCUCGGCAUAUAUUGGCAGUAUCCUAAAUAGAAUUAUUCCGGUGUUGAAACCAAAAAAUUGGUAUUUUUGUAUACAGGUUUGCUGUAAAUAAAACUUAUAAUUGAUAUUGGAUGCUGAGAUGAAAAAGCAAGGUUUUGCAUUAGAUUCUAACAGAAAAUAACCAAUUUUUUUGUUC